AUGUUCCCACUGCAAAUAAAGCCUUUUUUUCUGAGGAAACAAUGUUGUUCUCGUCAGGGUUUGAAGCCGCAGAGCUUCAGGAACCCGUACGACAUCCCGCGCAGCCACCUGCUGGACCAGCUGAGCCGCAUGAGGAGGAACCUGCUGAACACCACCGUGUGCACGCUCCGAGGGCACGACUCCGACCAGCUCCACAGCGUGCCGAUCGCCCAGAUGGGAAACUACCAGGACUUCCUGAAAGCCGCUCCUCAGCCGCUCCGAGACGCAGACCCCGAGCAGCCCAAGCGCCAGCACACCUUCGGAAACCCCUUCAAACUGGACAAGAAGGGCAUGAUGAUCGACGAGGCGGAUGAGUUUGUGACGGGCCCUCAGAACAAAGGGAAGCGACCCGGAGACAGCAGCAACAUGACGGGCGGCGGGCCGAAGAGGCGGCGCUGCAUGUCUCCUCUGCUGCGCCUCGGCAGAGCCUACACCCCCCCCGUAACCCCGCCCGCCAGCCCCCGACCAACAGACGUGGACAUAAGUGACGGAGCGUCUGAACCGGAACUGAUCAUCAACCACCUGAAUCAGAACCACUACAGCUCAGACGAGAGCUCGGACUCGGAGGCGGACCUUCCCUCGGGGCCCGCCGGCCUCCAGGAGAACCACACGCUGGCCUCAGAGGAACAAGAGGAACACGAGGAACACGAGGAGAACGAGGAGCACGAGGAGAACGAGGAGAACGAGGAGGUCCAGGAGCUCCAGCACGGGGAUGAGGAGGAGAACGGAGAGCCCGGGGAAGGGGACCUGGUGCUGGACGAAGAGGACGGAGCGGAGCUGGUGAUGAUGGACGACGACCAGCCGCCACGAUACCUGUCGCCCACCGCUCUGAAGAAGCACAUCCACAUCGAGACCACGAAGGUCAACAACGAGCUGAGGACGCUCAUCUACAAGGAGAUCAGGAAACCCGGCAGACACUACGAGAAGAUCUUCCUCCUCCUGAAGCAGAUCCAGGGAACUCUGGACACCCGGCUCAUCUUCCUCCAAAACAUCAUCAAAGAGGCAGCCAGGUAGACUUUGUGUCUGUCCGU
Messenger RNA from Notothenia coriiceps (black rockcod), 1070 nucleotides. RefSeq names its product integrator complex subunit 6-like. Bases 1 to 1053 code for a protein of 350 amino acids. Lineage: Eukaryota; Metazoa; Chordata; Actinopteri; Perciformes; Nototheniidae. Gene Ontology annotation, biological process: snRNA 3'-end processing. The record is from RefSeq and is a predicted model, not a curated record. Gene Ontology annotation, cellular component: integrator complex. The transcript is spliced from 5 exons.